AUGAUACCAUCAGUUGGAAAAGCUCUGGCAGAAAAGGCGGCAGGAAAGAUGGCAGAGUUGGUGGUAGAAAAUUGCAUGGGAAGGAGUCACAUGGAUAACGUGCAAUUGCUGAAAAGGAAUUGGCAAGAAUUGAGUUGCAAAGCAUCUGACGUAGAACAAGAAGUGAAUAGGGAAGAAAUGUCAGGUAAAAAGAAAAGGAAAAGUGAAAUUGACAAUUGGCUGAAGGACGUUAAAAAGUUAAGUCCUGAAAUUGAUGCAUUGGAAACAAGAGGAUCAUCUUGGAGGCUUCCACUAAAGGAGGAUCCUGUAGGAAAGCUGCAACUUCAGGUGAAAGAACUUAUUGAUCAGAGCCGUCAUUUCAGUGGGUUUGUGCUCGAUACCUGCGACAACAUCGGGGAGCCAUGCCUGCCAACCAAAUUGUUUGGAGUAAAGUUCGAUGAAGCUUUGAAGAGAAUUUGGCCAUGCUUGGUGACCGAUGACAUAUCAAGCAUUGGGAUUUAUGGUAUGGGUGGAGUUGGUAAGACCACACUGGCGAGGCACAUUGAGUACCAUCUUUUAGAAAAGAACAAUUAUCGGGUGCUUUGGGUUACAGUAUCUCAAGAUUUCAGUAUCACCAGUUUGCAGGAUAAGAUUGCCAAUGUCUUGGGCAUUCCUCUAUCAAAUGGGGAUGAGGAAAACGCCAGGGCAAGAAUAUUGCGUGGGGCAUUCAGCAAAAUGGAGAGAUUAGUAGUGCUCAUAUUGGAUGAUGUUUGGGAAGAAUUUUGUUUGGACAGCGUAGGGAUUCCUCUUCAUCCAAACAAGUGCAGAUUGAUUUUGACUACACGCUCACGGGAAGUGUGUGACCGGAUACAAUGUCAAAGAAAAUUUGAUUUGCAAACUUUGGACAGAGAUGAAGCUUGGGAUUUGUUCAAGUACAAACUAGGUAGCGAGACCUUGCUUCAAGGAGAUUUGGAAAAUAUUGCCAAGUCCAUUGUGGAAGAGUGCGGUGGUUUGCCUCUUGGUAUCAUCACAGUGGCUGGAAGCAUGAGAGGUGUGAGCGAUAUUUGUGAGUGGAGAAAUGCAUUGGAACAUUUGAAAACAUGUUCAAUAGGGUAUGAUGAGAUGGAACGAGAUGUGUUUCCCAUCUUGGAAUGGAGUUUCAAACGCUUGAAUGAAUGUCCAAGGCAUUGUUUCUUGUAUUGCUGUCUUUAUCCAGAAGAUAGUGAUAUAAAAAGAAAGGAACUAAUAGACCUCUUUAUUAGGGCAGAGCUGAUGCCAGAACGAAACUCAAGGUCAGAAGAAUUUGAUCAAGGUCACACAAUAUUAAACAAGCUGGUAAAAGUUUGUUUGCUAGAAGAAAGUACAGAUCCCGAAGGGGAUGACUGUGUGAAGAUGCAUGAUUUGAUCAGAGAUAUGGCAUUAAGGAUCACGAAUGGAAACUCCAAACUAAAGGUGAGCAGAGAAGAUGUACCACAAUUCUUGGUGAAAAGCUUAGGACGGAGUGAUUCAAAAGUAACGCUGGAACAAAAAGAAUGGACAGAAGAUCUCCAUGCAGUCUCCUUUCAUUCAGUUUCAUAUGACGGUGCAAAAAUAGAAGUUCCACCAGCCUGGUCACCAAAUUGUCCUAAGCUCUCAACCUUGCUUCUUUCUCAUGUUUCCAUAGAAGAAAUCCCAGAUUCAUUCUUUCAGCACAUGUGUGGACUUAAAGUUUUGAAUCUAAAUUGCUGCAAAGGUAUAACAGAGUUGCCUAAUUCCAUUUCAAACAUGGUGAAUCUCACGGCUUUGAUUUUGGGGGGUUGUGAAGGCCUCCAAUCUGUGCCACCGCUGGAAAAGCUCAAGCAGUUAAGGGAAUUGGACCUAUCCUCCACUCAGAUUCAAGAUUUACCUCAAGGUUGGGAGUCACUAGUUAACUUCGAAAGGCUUAACUUUUAUCAGUGUCUGACUUUAAGACGAAAGAUAAUACCAAAAGGAACAUUUUCCCAAUUUCACCGUCUUCAACUGCUAUUAUUGCCACCCUAUGGUACAAUACAAGUUAAUGAUCCAGAUGUGUUAAACCAAUUAGAAAUUUUUAUAGGAUGUUUGUCUUUUAUGGACUUCUAUAAAAUUACUCGGUGGCCAAAAUACUAUAAUAUUUAUAUCAAUGACACCUUAACUGAGGAUCAGUGUUAUGAUAUUGAUGAUUGUGGGGAUCAGAAACAACUGUAUUUCCAUCAGUGUCAGUUUGGUAUAGGAUCGAACGAUCUGCCAGAUGAUAUGAAACAUCUGCUAAUUGAGGAAUGUGAGGGCAUGGGCAUUAGGUGCUUGUCAGAUGUUUUUAAGAAUUUUAUAAAUUUAAGCAACUUAUCUAGAUUGUAUAUUGCGGAUUUGGUUGGAAUAGAGUUCCUCUGGCAAUUAUCCUCUGCUUCUCCACGUGAUCAGUUGGAAGUCUCAUCUUUUAGUCCACUAUGUGGUCUCGAAGAGCUGCGCCUCUGGUGGUUGCCAAAUCUAGUUGGUCUUUUUUACGGAGAAUCAGAACCAUUGCUUCCUGUUGGCACCUUUUCUUCCCUCAAAGAAUUGAGGAUUUCUGGAUGUCACAACAUGAAGCAGCUAUUCACAGUGCAGUUGCUGCAGAGCCUUCAAAAUCUUGAAGAAUUAGAAGUUAAAGAUUGUGAAGGACUAGAGGAGAUAGCAGUAGAUGGUAAUGGAGUAGGACAAGGAGGACAAGAAGGCAUCCAAUUGACUUCAAGUGAAGCCACCGCCGAUGUCAUCCUUCCAGAAUUAAAGUUGUUGAUUCUGUAUUGGUUGCCACGACUGAAUAACAUUUUCAGGGCAGCCAUGAUCUGCGAUUCAAUCGUGUCCAUUAAAAUGCUAGAUUGUCCAAAUUUAAAGAGGUUGCCUUCGUUUCUUUCCACCAUCGACGGACCACCAUCUCCUCGCAGUACUCUAGAGAUCAGAGGAGAAAAAAAAUGGUGGGAAUCAUUAGAGUGGGACAGUCCCUACCUAAAAAGUGCCUUUGACCCACUCUUUAGAGCAUGGCGAUGA
Molecule: messenger RNA, 3000 nt
Organism: Coffea eugenioides
Lineage: Eukaryota; Viridiplantae; Streptophyta; Magnoliopsida; Gentianales; Rubiaceae
Product: probable disease resistance protein At4g27220
Exons: 1
Coding region: 1-3000 (999 amino acids)
Molecular function (GO): protein binding; ADP binding; ATP hydrolysis activity
Source: RefSeq, a predicted model, not a curated record